Messenger RNA from Oncorhynchus kisutch (coho salmon), 2862 nucleotides. Its product is annotated as proline-rich extensin-like protein EPR1. Bases 1 to 2862 code for a protein of 953 amino acids. The record is from RefSeq and is a predicted model, not a curated record. NCBI's taxonomy places the organism in Eukaryota, Metazoa, Chordata, Actinopteri, Salmoniformes, Salmonidae. The transcript is spliced from 5 exons.
AUGAUGAGACACAAACAUCAACAACAUCACUCCUACCCAGAACCACCUGUUCUCACCACCUAUCUCAGAGACACAAAUAUCAACAACAUCACUCCUACCCAGAACCACCUGUUCUCACCACCUAUCUCAGAGACACAGACACCUAUCAACAUCACUCCUACCCAGAACCACCUGUUCUCACCACCUAUCUCAGAGACACAGACACCUAUCAACAUCACUCCUACCCAGAACCACCUGUUCUCACCCCCUAUCUCAGAGACACAGACACCUAUCAACAUCCCUCCUACCCAGAACCACCUGUUCUCACCACCCUAUCUCAGAGACACAAACAUCAACAACAUCCCUCCUACCCCAGAACCACCUGUUCUCACCACCUAUCUCAGAGACACAAACAUCAACAACAUCCCUCCUACCCCAGAACCACCUGUUCUCACCCCCUAUCUCAGAGACACAAACAUCAACAACAUCCCUCCUACCCAGAACCACCUAGACACAAACAUCAACAACAUCCCUCCUACCCAGAACCACCUGUUCUCACCACCUAUCUCAGAGACACAAACAUCAACAACAUCACUCCUACCCAGAACCACCUGUUCUCACCACCUAUCUCAGAGACACAAACAUCAACAACAUCCCUCCUACCCAGAACCACCUGUUCUCACCCCCUAUCUCAGAGACACAAACAUCAACAACAUCCCUCCUACCCAGAACCACCUGUUCUCACCACCUAUCUCAGAGACACACACACCUAUCAACAUCACUCCUACCCAGAACCACCUGUUCUCACCCCCUAUCUCAGAGACACACACACCUAUCAACAUCACUCCUACCCCGAACCACCUGUUCUCACCACCUAUCUCAGAGACACAGACACCUAUCAACAUCCCUCCUACCCAGAACCACCUGUUCUCACCACCUAUCUCAGAGACACAGACACCUAUCAACAUCACUCCUACCCAGAACCACCUGUUCUCACCCCCUAUCUCAGAGACACAAACAUCAACAACAUCCCUCCUACCCAGAACCACCUGUUCUCACCCCCUAUCUCAGAGACACAAACAUCAACAACAUCCCUCCUACCCAGAACCACCUGUUCUCACCCCCUAUCUCAGAGACACAAACAUCAACAACAUCCCUCCUACCCAGAACCACCUGUUCUCACCACCUAUCUCAGAGACACACACACCUAUCAACAUCACUCCUACCCAGAACCACCUAGACACAGACACCUAUCAACAUCCCUCCUACCCAGAACCACCUGUUCUCACCACCUACCUCAGAGACACAGACACCUAUCAACAUCACUCCUACCCAGAACCACCUGUUCUCACCCCCUAUCUCAGAGACACAAACAUCAACAACAUCCCUCCUACCCAGAACCACCUGUUCUCACCACCUAUCUCAGAGACACACAGACACCUAUCAACAUCCCUCCUACCCAGAACCACCUGUUCUCACCCCCUAUCUCAGAGACACAAACAUCAACAACAUCCCUCCUACCCAGAACCACCUGUUCUCACCACCUAUCUCAGAGACACAAACAUCAACAACAUCCCUCCUACCCAGAACCACCUGUUCUCACCCCCUAUCUCAGAGACACACACACCUAUCAACAUCCCUCCUACCCAGAACCACCUGUUCUCACCCCCUAUCUCAGAGACACAAACAUCAACAACAUCCCUCCUACCCAGAACCACCUGUUCUCACCCCCUAUCUCAGAGACACAAACAUCAACAACAUCCCUCCUACCCAGAACCACCUGUUCUCACCACCUAUCUCAGAGACACAGACACCUAUCAACAUCACUCCUACCCAGAACCACCUGUUCUCACCACCUAUCUCAGAGACACAAACAUCAACAACAUCCCUCCUACCCAGAACCACCUGUUCUCACCCCCUAUCUCAGAGACACAAACAUCAACAACAUCCCUCCUACCCAGAACCACCUGUUCUCACCCCCUAUCUCAGAGACACAAACAUCAACAACAUCCCUCCUACCCAGAACCACCUGUUCUCACCACCUAUCUCAGAGACACACACACCUAUCAACAUCACUCCUACCCAGAACCACCUGUUCUCACCCCCUAUCUCAGAGACACAAACAUCAACAACAUCCCUCCUACCCAGAACCACCUGUUCUCACCCCCUAUCUCAGAGACACAGACACCUAUCAACAUCCCUCCUACCCAGAACCACCUGCACUACUCUCCGCCGGGCCCCACACUCCAACCCCACCUCCAUGGGGGCCCCACACUCCAACCCCACCUCCAUGGGGCCCCACACUCCAACCCCACCUCCAUGGGGCCCCACACUCCUACCCCACCUCCAUGGGGCCCCACACUCCAACCCCACCUCCAUGGGGCCCCACACUCCAACCCCACCUCCAUAGGGCCCCACACUCCAACCCCACCUCCAUGGGGCCCCACACUCCAACCCGACCUCCAUGGGGCCCCACACUCCAACCCCAGCACCAUGGGGGCCCCACACUCCAACCCCACCUCCAUGGGGCCCCACACUCCAACCCCAGCACCAUGGGGCCCACCCUCCAACCCCACCACCAUAGGGGCCUUACACUCCAACCCCAGCACCAUGGGGGCCCCACACUCCAACCCCACCACCAUGGGGCCCCACACUCCAACCCCACCACUAUGGGGGCCCCACACUCCAACCCCACCACCAUGGGGGCCUUACACUCCAACCCCAGCACCAUGGGGGCCCCACACUCCAACCCCAGGCCCAUACUCCAACCCCAGCAUCAUGGUGGGCCCACACUCACAUACAGUACUAGCUACACACAGAUACACAAGCCCACACACUCAGCAGCAGCGACAUCAUAGUGGCUGUGUAGCUGGAGAGCUCUGA